Molecule: messenger RNA, 1221 nt
Organism: Lactuca sativa (garden lettuce)
Lineage: Eukaryota; Viridiplantae; Streptophyta; Magnoliopsida; Asterales; Asteraceae
Source: RefSeq, a predicted model, not a curated record
AUGGUUGAACUCCAUGAGAUUUCAGAAGGAUCUUCAUCUUCUUCAUCAACUCAUGGUCGUGCAUAUGAUGUAUUUAUAAGUUUCAGAGGUGUUGACACUCGUAAUAGUUUCAUUAAUCACCUUUAUAAUGCUCUCAUGCAUGCCAACAUCACUACCUUCUUGGAUGAUGAAGAGAUUGAAACAGGGGAAGAUCUGAAACCAGAAUUGGAGAGUGCGAUUAAAUCAUCCAAGGCUUCUGCUAUCGUACUGUCCAAGAAUUAUGCUACUUCCACAUGGUGUCUUGAUGAACUUGUGUUGAUCCUUGAGCAACGUAGGACAUCCAAACAUAUUGUAAUUCCCAUCUUUUAUCAUGUGGAGCCCACCCAUGUCAGGAAACAACAAAGUAGCUUUGGAGAUGCAAUGGCUAAGCAUAGACAAAAGAUGGAGGCAGAGACAGAUGAAAAUAAAAGAAGUCAAUGGGCUCAAAAGAUGGACAGAUGGAAGAAGGCGCUUAUAGAAGUUGCUGAUUUAAAAGGGAAAGAUGCAAAUGGCAGAUGUCUUCUUAGUUACAGAAGGAAUAAUGAAUUGAUGAUGCAUCAAUUGGUUCAAGAGAUGGAAAGAUUCUUAAUAUGUGAAGAAUCACCUGAUAAGCCCGGGGAACGAAGUAGAUUAUGGUGUCAUGAGGAGACAUUCAAAGUGCUGAAACAAAAAAAGGCUACAGAAAAUGUUCUAGGCCUCACCCUUGACAUGAGAAUGCUUGUGAAAGAGAAGUUACAUGGAUCACUUGAGUUGAAAACAGAUGCAUUGAGUAAGAUGGAUAGACUAAUGCUUCUACAACUCAAUUAUGUGCAAAUAACCGACUCUUACAAGAAUUUUCCAGAAGAAUUAAGAUGGUUGUGUAUGCAUGGGUUCCCUUUGAAGUUUAUACCAUCGGACUUACCAAUGGAGAAUUUGGUUGUUCUUGACCUGUCGCAUAGCAAUAUUGAAUCGUUUGGCAUUUGUUGUAGCUAUCCACAACGACUUCACAGGAGGCUAACGCAAUGGAUUGGAUCGUUCUCAAAAGACAAAUGGUUGCUUGGAUCAUUGAAGAUUCUUAAUUUAAGUUCUUGUGAACAACUUCGUAGUCUUGUUGGCUUUGACCACCUCCCUGUACUUGAGAAGUUAAUACUUAGAGGUUGCAUUGGUUUGUUUGAUGUUUGUGAAUCAAUUGAGCAAUGUGUUGAACUUUUUUCGUUGAUCUGA